GUGUAAAAUGUGAGUUCUGAGUUCUUCAGUUCUUGGUCCUUCAGACGUUGAUGAGGUACGCCGCUUCAGAGUUCGUGUCCUCAGAGUCCUGCAGAGCUUCAGGCAGGACUCCUCCGGACGUCCUCGCCAUCCUCACUGUGCAGCGGCCGAACAGAGUCAUCUCGUACUCCAUCAGCUGCUUCCAGAAGCCGGCGUUGGGUCGAAUGAACGGACGCUGACCCAGAACAACUUCAUGAGCCCGCCGGAGACUGAGACCUUCAAACCUGCAUAGACCAAAGAGACGCGACCAUCAAGAGAAGGUUACGAGCUGAGGGUGGUGCCGAGGGUGGUGCUGACCUACCUCAUCAGGUAGGCAAUGACCAGAGCCGGGGAUCGGCUCCGGCCCGCGGUGCAGUGGACCAGAGUCCUGCCGGUCUGGUUCUGGUCGAUCCGUUCUCCCACCGGGUCAAAGUACCGGCUCAGGGGGGCGUGAGGUUGGUCCUGGACGGGGACGUGGAGGACACUCAGGCCGUCCAGCGGAGGGUAGGACACGUCCUCCAGCCCGCUGGCGUUAACGAUGAGCGUGAUGUUCCUGCUGGAGAGGACGCUGAGGUUCAGCGCCGAGUCCAGACCGCUGAGUUCGGAAGUAGAUGACAUGAAAAUGCAGAAUCAGAACAGAAACCAGGUCCCAGAGGCCGACCGGAGCCAGAAAACAGUCGUGCCGAAGGUUCGAUAUCACCCAAGCAUCAAGACCCCGACACCUGGAGCCGAACCCAGAACCAGUCAGACCCAGAAGAGAAGACCUGCCGCUGCACACCCCCCUCAGACUGUAGACAGGACCCCCCAGACUGUAGACAGGACCCCCCAGACUGUAGACAGGACCCCCCAGACUGUAGACAGGACCCCCCAGACUGUAGAAAGGACCCCUCAGACUGUAGAAAGGACCCCCCAGACUGUAGACAGGACCCCCCAGGUAAAUCCUGCUGUGAGAGGACAACAGAGCGCUGAGAACCCCGUUCAUGGAGCUGCUGCAGCCCCUGACACAGCCCCCCUCAGCCUGGAGCCGGCACCUCUGGGUCUGGGGGUCCAGCUGGAGAGGCGUGUUGUGGAGGAAGUGGAGGUUCUGACCCGCGGACAGAGGACCAACCAGGACUGGUUCACCUGGAGGAAGAACCGGAUCACGGCCUCCGUUGCUCACGGCAUCUCUCACUGCCGCUUUGUGAACGGCAAGAGCAAAACCCCGCCCAGCUGUUACCUGGCUGCUAUCACAGGUAAGGGGCCGAGCAUGCAGACCAGAGCCAUGUCCUGGGGGGUCCAUAUGGAGGCCAAGGUCGUCCGCAGGUAUCAGGUACAGUUCAACACACCUGGUGUAACAUUAACUGUGUCUCACUUUAAAAAGUUCCUCCAGGUGAAUCAGCACGUUUCCGUCCUGCAGACGCUGAAGAGCUCUGCGUUGAGUCGCUGCGUCUCGGUUCAGGACUGCGGUUUGUUUAUCGACACUCGACGUCCCUGGUUGGCUGCGAGUCCUGACGGCAUUGUGACGGACAGCCAGACCGGCCAAUGGCUGCUCUGCCUGGAGGUGAAAUGUCCCUACAAACACAGACACAGACGAGUGGAGGACGCCUGCAGGGACGACCCCGCCUUCUGCCUGGAGAUGCAGGACGAGGACGGACGGGAGCCCGGAGAGUCCCCAGUGUACCGGCUGAAGACGUCUCAUAGUUACUUCACACAGAUCCAGGUCCAGCUGGCGGUGACGGGCCUGCUGCAGGCCGACCUCGCUGUCUUCACCCUGAAGGAGACGGCAGUCGUCCCGGUGACCUUUGACCCCGACCUUUGGGAGGACACGGUGUCCAAAUUGGAGAAGUUUUACAGGGACGCUGUCCUGCCUCACCUGAGAGAAAAUAAACGCCGGGAGACGGCCGCAUCCUGGACACCAGAGCUGUAGAGACGCUAAAGAUUUCAAAAUAACACCUGAAGACACCAUCUCUUUGUUCUUGUUACUAAAAUACAAAAUGUUUUGUGUAUAAAUAUAUAAAUGUCAGGAAACUUAAAUCUCAUUCAAACAAGAAACUUGUGUAAUAAAUAAGUUCUCAAACGUUCUUAUAUUUGAAUCGUGUUUGAGAGCGACGUUCAUGUUGUGUUCUUGGCUCAUGAAUGAAUAACUAAAUGAUUUUGGAAGUUAUUCUGGUGAAUAUGAUUAAUAAUAAACAUCUGUAAAAUGUUACAAACUCCUUUAAUUAAAUAAUAAUAAACCUU
Messenger RNA from Cottoperca gobio, 2235 nucleotides. RefSeq lists its product as uncharacterized. NCBI's taxonomy places the organism in Eukaryota, Metazoa, Chordata, Actinopteri, Perciformes, Bovichtidae. The record is from RefSeq and is a predicted model, not a curated record. The transcript is spliced from 4 exons. The coding region runs from base 557 to 1924 and encodes 455 amino acids.